Messenger RNA from Colletotrichum karsti, 1620 nucleotides. RefSeq lists its product as uncharacterized. The record is from RefSeq and is a predicted model, not a curated record. The transcript is spliced from 2 exons. NCBI's taxonomy places the organism in Eukaryota, Fungi, Ascomycota, Sordariomycetes, Glomerellales, Glomerellaceae.
UUGCCGUCGCCCUUCCUAGCGGCUCCGUCUCAUCUUGCCCUCGCAUCCCCCGCUAAUCUCGCAACCUUCUGCCUUUACAGACUCUUCGUCGCUCCUGUUGAGUCCGACCUGCCGUGCAAGGUCGGCGAUAAAUCCACUGCCACACGCCACGCCCGCUCUUCCAUUCGGCGUGCCGGCCGUGUCGAAUCGCGGCCCUUUCGUCGGCGCGCCGCCUACCUUCGCGAUAACUUCCCCACUCCCGGUCCCGAACCGAACUCGCGCCCUCGGUAUCCAUGGAUCGAGGACGGCGCGCCCCCGCCCCCCGAGGCCUACGGUGCACCUCCCCCGCGCACCACUCCGCCCAGCGAUGCCGACCGCCAGGCGCCGUCUGACCCGCAAGCCCGCGAGGCUCUACGUGACAUGCGCAACCGCGACUUCGACGCCAGCGAGGCCCGCGAGGCUCGCUUGAUAUCUUUAUUCGGCGAACGCUGGGUUCUGGAGAACAUUCCUCCGUCUCAGAGAAUCCCUAGCCCGCCUCCUCCGCCUGGCGAGCAGCGGCCCUCUAUGUGGGAAGAAAUCGAGCGCCUGUACGACGAUAACUUCCGCGGAUCGCAAGGAUUUGAUAGAGAGACCAGCUCGGCUGAGCGACGAAGGCAGCGCGCCCAGCUGUCUCGUAUGUCAAUGCCUGCGCCCCCUGUAGCUGCUAGAUUCGAUCGUAGCCCUGACCAUCCCGCUCCAGCCCGGCUACCUGGUCGCACAGCUCGGGGCGAGUCCCGCGCCGAGUCCCGUGGCCAGUCUCCCGUUGAACACCGGACGCGGUCACCGCAGGGCUUUUACUUAUCACACAGGGCACGAGGUGUGCGCCCAAGCGACCGUCGGUAUCGUGCCUUCGGCCACCUGGGCGAAAACCCCACCGCAGACGGCCUCGGCGAUCGAAACAGAAGCCUGAGUCCCGACGAAGACGGCGUCUGGGAUACGCUUCUCACCACGCUUACGCCUGAUCCGCAGCCUCCCAGUGCUGGCUCUUCAUUCGCGUCAGCGACGGCCUCGGCAUCUGCCUCUGCGUCUCAGUCUCAGAGCGCCGGAGCUUCGUCUCGCACAUCUCUCACCGGACCUGAAACGGCCGAAGAGACUCUUGAGCAGCCCUGCGAAUCCGGAGUCGAUAACUCAGAUAGCGAAGGCCAGGAAGAUAUGCACAUGGGCAGAGGCUGGCCGGAGCAUUGGACGAUGAACUAUCCCUCCCGGCACCGGCGAUUUGUGUCUGACUUGGAUGCCAACGACCCGAGCAGAAUCUCAUUCGUCAGGGCGGACCGGCCGUUUGUGGGACGCGAAGACAGCGAGAUGCGGCACCGUCGGCGUCUCGAGCUCCUGCGUCACUACCGAAUUGCCACGCGUGACCCGACACCGCUCCCCGAGCUACUGGAUCAUAUUGUGAGAGGCUCCAGCGAGGAAUCUCGUGGCAACGCUGAUCAGGGGAAUGCCGAUGCUGACUCGGCGCCAACUAGCCACAGCCAAACGCCGAACGAUAACGCGCUGCACGGAAUGCAGUUGAUUGUGCGGAACCUCGCCCGAAGGGAAGACAUUCCUGACGAGUGGUGGGCAGGCGCCGGGCUCAGUCGGAACCUGCCCGACGAAUCUUGA